Messenger RNA from Physcomitrium patens, 3302 nucleotides. The record is from RefSeq and is a predicted model, not a curated record. Lineage: Eukaryota; Viridiplantae; Streptophyta; Bryopsida; Funariales; Funariaceae.
CUCUCACAUAACUUUAAGAACCAGAAACAUCACCGCUAUUCAUGAUACUAACUUCACUUCCUUAGAUUGGCGACACAUUUUUGACAUCAGCUUGUACUGCUUCGAUAACCCGCCCGGUUCAAGAGGAGAUUAAUGUUGUGAUCUACACCUCUGUGUGCUCACUGUACGUCAAAUUCAAUGCUUUGGACACACUCAAAUACAGCUGAAUGGCACGUCAGCAAGUGGAAAAGAUUCGUUGACCCGUUGCACCAUUUCUCAACAAAUGUGAUAUCUAAACGCUGUGAAGCUUGAUUCGUUGAAGCGUUGGACAAAACGACUUAGAACUCAUCGAGUUGUGCAAAUCUUGUCUUCAAUAGAAAACGCAGCAAACAAGCAACACUCGUAUGCUUGGAAUCCAACCGAGCCUCCUCAAUAAACACGACAUUUACAUUAGUAUCGUAGAUGAAGCAGUUUUCAUUCAUCAAUAUCCAAAUGAGGCUGCAUUGUUCAUACGGCAGGAAGCUCUUGAGAGGAGUGGAGAGUAGACCACUGUCACCCCAUUAUAUCGUUUCACAACGUUCAGGUUUUUGAGCACGAGCUGGAGGUUAUUUGGUGAGGUUGGGGAUAUUUUGCUUUCGAGUGUCGGCUAGGGUUUGGCGACGAGGUGUGACAACGAUGGCCCAGACCUGUUGCAGCUGCAGAGCGGGGGCGUUACAGUCCUCAGCCGCAGCUGCAUUGGUGAGGCCCGACUGCGGAGACAGGCGUGGCGAGCGUGCUUCGGCGUUGGCGUUUGCAAAGGCCGGCGGUGUGCGAGCGUCGCAGAAAUUACAGUCCAAUGAAGAACAAUUCUCUAGGAGCGCUUUCUUCCGAGGUGUACCAGAGGUAAAGGUUGGCGCUCCGAGGAGGAGUAGGAGCACAAUGGCCGCCGGUCCUAGCUCCGGCGGGGUUGUCAGCAUUUUAAGUGAAGAGAAGGGUAUGGAGCAUAUGGGAAUGGCGGCGGUGAAGGAGGCGGACGUGGCUGCCAUUGGUGCAAUUGAGACCAGAAUCAGCAGUGGCAAAUCCCUGACAGCUCCGACUCCGAGGGAUUUUGUUUCCAGGUAUGCUGAUGAUGAGCCCCGCAAGGGCUCAGACAUUCUUGUGGAGGCCCUCGAAAGAGAGGGCGUGCGCACCACAUUUGCGUACCCUGGCGGCGCCUCGAUGGAGAUUCACCAAGCUCUCACCAGGUCCAACGUCAUCAGAAAUGUGCUGUGCAGGCACGAGCAGGGUGAGAUUUUCGCUGCUGAGGGCUAUGCGAAGUCUUCAGGACGUGUUGGAGUUUGCAUUGCGACUUCCGGACCGGGAGCUACCAAUCUUGUGACGGGAUUUGCUGAUGCGUUGCUGGACCGCGCACGCUGCACUGCCGUCACUGGUCAAGUGCCUCGGAGGUUUAUCGGCACUGACGCACUUCAGGAGACUCCCAUUGUGGAGGUCACUCGGUCGAUUACCAAGCACAACUAUUUGGUCAUGACAGUUGAGGAUAUUCCUCGCGUCAUUCGGGAGGCGUUUUUCCUUGCUGCAUCAGGGCGCCCUGGUCCAGUACUGGUUGACAUCCCGAAAGACAUUCAGCAACAAAUGGCCAUUCCUGACUGGAAUCAACCAAUGAAGCUCCAAUCAUACUUGAGUCGUCUUCCUCCUCCUCCACAGAUCUCCUUGAUGCAGCAGAUCAUCCGCCUCCUGGCCACUGCUAAGAAGCCUGUCAUCUACUCUGGUGGUGGCUGUUUACACGCAAGUAAGGAGCUCCGGGAAUUUGUCGAGCUCACUGGCAUUCCAGUAACAUCUACCUUGAUGGGAUUGGGAACAUUCCCUGCUUCAGAUAAGCGGUAUCUGUCCAUGCUCGGAAUGCACGGAACAGUGUACGCCAAUUAUGCCGUCGACAACGCAGAUAUGCUUUUGGCGUUUGGAGUGCGAUUUGAUGAUCGUGUGACUGGAAAGUUGGAGUCGUUCGCCUCAAGAGCCAGUAUAGUGCACAUUGAUAUUGACCCUGCGGAAAUUGGAAAAAACAAGCAGCCUCAUAUUUCCAUUUGCGCUGAUGUGCAGCUGGCUCUUGCCGGGCUCAACAAGCUUAUUAAGGAGGGGCCAGCUGAAAGGCCAGACUUUUCAGCCUGGCGAGCGGAACUUGACGGCGUGAAGCUGAAGUGGCCUAUGAAGUUCCCUAAAUUUGACAAUUCCGUGAUUGUACCGCAGCUUGCCAUCCAGACCUUGUGCGAGUUGACAGGAGGCAAUGCUAUCAUUUCAACUGGUGUAGGGCAACACCAAAUGUGGGCCGCACAAUGGUACGAGUACGAGCAACCGAGAAGGUGGCUAACUUCGGGUGGACUUGGAGCUAUGGGUUUUGGUUUGCCAUCUGCCCUCGGUGCUGCCGCUACACACCCUGAUAUCCCCGUGGUUGAUAUCGAUGGAGACGGAAGUUUCAUUAUGAACAUUCAAGAGCUUGCUACGAUACACGUGGAGAAGCUGCCGGUGAAGAUUAUGAUCUUGAAUAAUCAGCAUUUAGGUAUGGUGGUCCAAUGGGAAGAUCGAUUCUACAAGGCAAACCGAGCUCAUACCUAUUUAGGUGACCCAGAGGCUGAAGCAGAUAUCUACCCUGACUUUUGCAAGAUUGCGGAGGGUUGCAAGGUACCUUCAGCUCGUGUGACACGGAGAGAACACUUGAGGGAUGCAAUUACCAAAAUGCUUGAAACCCCAGGACCUUAUCUCCUGGAUGUUAUCGUCCCCCACCAGGAACAUGUGUUGCCUAUGAUUCCAGGAGGAGCCAGUUUCAAGGAGAUCAUUACUGAGGGAGAUGGCCGACAAAUUUACUGAGCAGUAUGCUUAUGAAGAAAGUUUUGUAGGUUGUGCUCCGCAUUCGCAAUGCGAAAUCAUCUGUCAAGGAGUUUUGGUUUAUGAAGUUAAUUUGGGUCAUUACGCGCAGGAGAUGGAAGCGUACUAGCACUCCGCAUCCAUCUGAUGUAAUGUCUUGUAUGGACUAGCUUAUCAUAAUAUUUAUGAUGACAGUUUGAGGGAGAAUCAAUUCCAGAUAUAUCAAUUCAAGCAGUACUGAAGUUGAAGUGAUCUCUAUCAGGCUAGCCUAGGGUGAUAAGCAUCUGCCUUCGGAAACAUUAUGAGACUGUAAUGUUUGAAUUUCUGAUUACGUAUACUUUCAUGUAAAUUUUUAGGAUAGAGGUGGCAAUACCGAAAGUACGUUGGCCCCUUUCUUAGACGCAGUUUUGCUCGUGUACCUUCAUCCUGAAGUAGGGUGUUUGUUGUAAUUGAUUUUAGCUUUAAACAUUCAGUUGCAGCAUCAA